AUGGUAACCCUCCGCGCUCCAUCGUCUCUGCCGUCCACCGAACCCUCCCCCUCGCUCGCACCACCCGCCCUGUCAUGGCUUUCAGGCUCCUGGAAUGUAACCCACUCCACGCUGCCCAUGUGGAAGAAAUCGCGCAACGUGCGCAUCACAUACACUGCCAUUCCCUCCACACAGCCCGCUCAGAUCGACGACGUAGUCACGUACCAAUCUCUGGGCGCCGAGAAGAUCAAGACUGUGCAUGGUGUUGACAAGCCGUUUGAUGUACCAAAUACAGCCUCAGCGUCAGGUACAGAGGGCGGAGAAGUGGCGAGUCUCGGCUACAACUGGCGUGGCAAGGGGUGGUUGGUGAUUGCGACGAGCAAAUGGGAGAUACUAGGCUAUGGCGACGAGGAGGGCACUGACAACAGUUGGGUCGUGACGUACUUUGCAAAGACGUUGUUUACCCCUGCGGGUGUAGACUUCUACUCGCGGAAAGGCAACUUGACGUCGCAGACGAUUGAAAGUAUCAAGGCCGGACUUGCGGAGCUUGGUGGUGAUGUCGCAAAGCUGGCUGGCGAAGUGUUCGAGGUCCAGACGGAUGGGGACAGGAAAGAUUGA
Alternaria arborescens is the source of this 597-nucleotide messenger RNA. RefSeq lists its product as hypothetical. The coding region runs from base 1 to 597 and encodes 198 amino acids. The record is from RefSeq and is a predicted model, not a curated record. NCBI's taxonomy places the organism in Eukaryota, Fungi, Ascomycota, Dothideomycetes, Pleosporales, Pleosporaceae. The transcript has a single exon.